Penicillium salamii is the source of this 1233-nucleotide messenger RNA. The record is from the annotation of a GenBank genome assembly. NCBI's taxonomy places the organism in Eukaryota, Fungi, Ascomycota, Eurotiomycetes, Eurotiales, Aspergillaceae.
AUGCCUCCAACCAACAAGACUUGGCAUAUCAAUCACCGCGAAGAACUCAACGGGGGCCAUAACGAUAAACAGCAAUUUAUCUGCCCGUCAGAAACAUCACCACACAUCGCAACACUUCUCAGUUUCCCCUCCGCCCGCUCAACCCUGCCAGAACUCUACUGGAAAACAAGGAAUGAAAUCAUCAGUCUCGCGACAACAAUCGCAGCCUUCGAGCCCGUGCGCCUGCACGCCAGACCAGAAGAUCUACGCAGCGCAGAGGCCAUGCUAGCCGAGCGCAGCCCCUCAACACCAACACCCCACCUAGAGAACAUCACCUUGGUCUCCGCACCAACCAACCACUGCUGGAUCCGCGAUACGGGACCAGUGUACGUGCGCAGCGCAGACGAAACAGACACCACACGCUACGCCAUCGACUUCAAGUUCUGCGAAUGGGGUCACAAAAUUACCGAGCGGAUCUACGGAUCUGCUAACUCCCCCGCAGCUGAAGAGGCGAUCAGAAUAUCGCCGGAGUACGGCGACUGGCCUGUCAUGGAUGAGGCGGCCCAGAUCGAGAACACGGCUUUCGCGGCUAAAGUUCUAGAGCUUGAGAAUGCGUCCGGCGCCUCUGUGACCCGUGUGCAGACGCAUAUUAAGCUCGAGGGGGGUGGUAUUGAGAUUGAUGGCGAGGGUACAUUCAUGGCUACGGAGAGUAGCAUUAUUGGAGAUGCGCGCAAUCCUGGUCUUGGGAAGGCUGAGAUCGAGGCUGAAUUGAGGAGGUUGCUGGGUGUUACUGCAUUUGUGUGGUUCCCUGGUCGGAUUGGGCUUGAUGUUACGGAUGUGCAUAUUGAUGCUGAGGCAAGGUUCAUUCGGCCUGGGGUUGUGGUUGUUUGUCGUCCUCAUGAUGAUGCUGAGCAGGUACACUGGGAAAUCUACCGGGAGAUACGGGCGAUUCUAGAGGAGUCUACGGAUGCCCGCGGGCGUUGCUUUGAGGUCCAUGAUGUCGUGGAGCCGGAUCCUAAGCUGGUGAAGGGUCAGCUCCCUGGUGAGGAGGAGGCGCCAGCGGCUUCAUAUGUGAACUUCUACUUUGCGAAUGGUGGUUUGGUGAUGCCGGCCUUUGGGGAUGCUGCGGCGGAUACGGCGGCAUUUGAGUUGAUUAAGAGCCUUGUUCCCGAGAGAGAGGUGAGGCAGGUUGAUGUCAAUGCUCUGCCAAGGACCGGGGGUGUCCUGCAUUGUGUUACACAGCAGGUUAUGUGA